AUGGAUUACUCGGACGCCUUCCGGUUCAUCAACCUUGCGGUUGGCGUCUUCCUCAUCUUGGGCGGUGUUGGACAGUUCUUUCCGAGUAUUGGAGUACAAAACGUGAUUAUCGCAGUCUACCUCUUCAUCUUCGGUGUUUCAACCGCACUCCUCGAAUUCCAGAUUCCACCGCAAGUCGCCCGCUAUGCCAAUUUCAUGUUCUCCUUCAUCGGUCGCGGCGUCCUUUACCUCUUCCUCGGCUGCAUAACGAUGGGUGACUACUGGUGGAAGUACGUCGCAGGAGCGAUUGUCGCGUUGGUGGGAGUCGCGUAUAUUGGCUUGGAGUUUGUGCCUAGCAUUGAGCCACCUGCCAAUAUGAGGGACGCGGACCAGGGAUGGGGUGCGGAGCAGGUCUAA
Fulvia fulva is the source of this 396-nucleotide messenger RNA. RefSeq names its product Golgi apparatus membrane protein. Gene Ontology annotation, biological process: vesicle-mediated transport. Gene Ontology annotation, cellular component: Golgi membrane. Lineage: Eukaryota; Fungi; Ascomycota; Dothideomycetes; Mycosphaerellales; Mycosphaerellaceae. Bases 1 to 396 code for a protein of 131 amino acids. The transcript has 5 exons. The record is from RefSeq and is a predicted model, not a curated record.